This is a messenger RNA of Chaetomium fimeti, 954 nucleotides long. RefSeq lists its product as uncharacterized. The coding region runs from base 1 to 954 and encodes 317 amino acids. NCBI's taxonomy places the organism in Eukaryota, Fungi, Ascomycota, Sordariomycetes, Sordariales, Chaetomiaceae. The record is from RefSeq and is a predicted model, not a curated record. The transcript has 2 exons.
AUGCACAUCCUCCGCCCCCUCACCCUCCUGGCCACCCUCCCCCUCCCAACAACCCACGCCCUCAAAAUCGCCUGCAUCCAACAAUGGAUCGAACACACCCCCCUCCCGCACGCCGCCGCCAAUUUCUACCACCCCCCCCUCCACCUCCCCGGACCCCCCAACCUCGACGACGACGACGGCAGCAUCGACCUGGCCGCCAACGCCGAGACCCAAGGCCUCAAGAACUUCGUGGACCACCGCAACUACCGGCUCAUCGGCAUCCUCGUCGAGGUCACCUACCGCAUGGUCGCCCGGCGCUCCGCGGGGAUCGCCACGCUGGCCGACCUGCGCGGCAAGCGCGUCGGCACGAUUCGGGGCACGUCGGCCGAGGUGUUUGCGGUGCAAUUGCUGGGAACGGCGGGGCUGCAGGCGGGGAGGGAUUAUGAGCUGGUCGGGGGCGGGAUUUAUACGUGCAUGCGCGCGCCGUGCGGGGAGGGGAGUUUUCCGGCCGAGUUGGUGGCGGGCGGGAUUGAUGCGUUUGGGGUGUGGGAGACGGCGGUGGAGUUGGGGGUGCAGGCUUUGGGGGAGGAGGAGGCGGUGACGUUUAAGAAUGCGAGUGUGUAUCGGGAGGUGUAUAGUUUGUAUUCGACGGAGGAGAAGUUGAAGGAUCCGGUUACGAGGGGGAGGAUUGUGAGUUUUGUGAGGGCGUUGAACAAGUCGUAUGAUGUUUUUCGGGAGCAGGGGCAGGAGGUGGUUGACUUUGUUGGAAAGACGGUUGAUGUGGAGGAGCCGGUGUUGAGGAAUGUGUGGGAGGAUCAUGUCUGGGGCCCGGGGAGCUUGGGAAAGGAUCUGGUGGAUUACUUGGAGAGGGAGGACCAGUAUCUUGCCGAGGUGGACGGGCGGAAGCCGUUGACGAGGGCCGAGCUGGAGCAGUUUGUUGAUCCGAGUGUGUAUGAGGAGGCUAUGCAGGAGUAG